This is a messenger RNA of Punica granatum (pomegranate), 1793 nucleotides long. The record is from RefSeq and is a predicted model, not a curated record. Lineage: Eukaryota; Viridiplantae; Streptophyta; Magnoliopsida; Myrtales; Lythraceae.
UUUUACUGUUUCUCGGAUCACAAAGCUAAAGCUUCCCAUGUAAAUUCAUCGUCUUCCGCAUCUUCCUCUGCAUACUCAGCUCCUAGUCCUGUCGUGUCCCAACUCAUCACACCAUGAAGCCUUCACUGGUCUUUCUCCUCCCCCAUGCUCUCUCCUUUCUCAUCCUCUGCUCAGUCUCAGCUCAAACCCAUGAUGGGCAGCCACCGGCAUCUCGGAUCAAGUUCGACAUGGGAGGGCUCAGCAGAGAGAGCUUCCCGAAGGGCUUCAUCUUCGGGACAGCAACCUCCGCUUUUCAGGUCGAAGGAAUGGCCGACAAAGAUGGCAGGGGACCCAGUACUUGGGAUGUUUUCGUCAAAAUUCCUGGAAAGAUCGCCAAUAAUGCGACCGCUGACGUUGCUGUGGAUCAAUACCACAAGUAUAAGGAGGAUGUUGAUCUGAUGCACAAGUUAAAUUUCGAUGCCUACCGGUUCUCCAUCUCGUGGUCGAGGAUAUUCCCAAAUGGUACAGGGAAAGUUAACUGGCAAGGAGUGGCUUACUAUAAUCGGUUAAUUGAUACCUUGAUCGAAAAAGGGAUAACUCCAUACGCCACUCUUUAUCACUCUGAUUUUCCCGAAGCACUUGAGGAGCGAUAUAAAGGGUUCCUGAACCUGAAAGUUGUAAACGAUUUUGCUGAUUAUGCAGAUUUCUGUUUCAAGACAUUUGGGGACAGAGUUAAAAACUGGAUGACCUUUAAUGAGCCGAGAUUAGUGGCGGCUCUUGGCUAUGAUAAUGGAAUGGUUCCCCCCAACCGGUGUUCCAAGGAGUAUGGAAAUUGUACUGCUGGCAACUCUGCAACGGAACCUUACGCUGUGACCCACCAUUUGCUGUUAUCCCAUGCAGCAGCGGUUAAAAUAUAUCGCGAGAAACAUCAACCUAAGCAAAAGGGCAGAAUUGGAAUAGUUUUGGAUUUUGGAUGGUACAAACCCCUUACAAGAUCAAAGGCCGACAAUUAUGCUGCGCAGAGAGCAAGAGAUUUCCAUCUUGGAUGGUUCUUGCAUCCACUUGUAUAUGGUGAAUAUCCAAGAACAAUGCAAGGAAUCGUCGCUGAAAGGCUCCCUAGAUUUAGGAAAAGGGAGGUUGAUAUCGUGAAGGGAGCUUUCGAUUUUAUAGGCAUCAACCACUACACCACAGACUACAUAUACGAUCCUCAUCGGCCUAAGCCGAAGGUACCAGGUUACCAAGCAGACUGGAAUGUAGGAUAUGCUUAUUAUCGCCGGGGAGUUCCUAUCGGACCGAGGGCGAAUUCAUAUUGGCUCAAGAUAGUCCCGUGGGGCAUCAGAAAGGCAGUCUUGUAUGUCAAGGAACGCUAUGGAAAUCCCAACGUGAUCAUCACAGAAAACGGAAUGGAUGAUCCCGGCAAUCUCACUCUGCCCAGGGGUUUGCACGACACAGCGAGAAUCGACUACUACAGAAGCUACUUGAAGGAGCUGAAGACGGCGAUUGAUAACGGAGCGAAUGUCACAGGCUAUUUUGCUUGGUCUCUGGUCGACAACUUCGAGUGGAUGUCGGGCUAUACCUCGCGGUUCGGGAUAGUUUACAUUGAUUACAAAGAUCUUUCUAGGCAUCCAAAGAUGUCUGCCUACUGGUUCAAGAAGUUGUUGGAGAGAGAGAACGUUUAGUCCCUUUUAAUGCAUUAAUGCAUUAGACUGGUCAUCCUUUAUGGGCUAUGGUGAAACAGAAUCACAUCGAUCACUCCUUGGAUAAGCUUAGAUUUCUGCAGUAAUAUUUAAUGAUCUCUUAAUUUUUUUCGAUUA